Molecule: messenger RNA, 1125 nt
Organism: Cylicostephanus goldi
Lineage: Eukaryota; Metazoa; Nematoda; Chromadorea; Rhabditida; Strongylidae
Source: the annotation of a GenBank genome assembly
AUGUGCUGUUCGGGUGCUGUCGUACGUUUGAGAAGAGUCUUACGUAAAAUAAAGCGUAAAAAAGCACAGCGCGAUCUUGAAAAUACUCAACACCAACUUGAAGAAAGUGAAGCCAGCAAGGAACGACUGAUCCAAAGCAAGAAGAAGCUUCAGCAGGAGCUAGAAGAUGCUAACAUUGAGCUUGAGAACAUUCGCACAGCUUCAAGAGAAAUGGAGAAGAGACAGAAGAAGUUUGAUAUGCAGCUGGCCGAGGAGCGCGCUAACGUCCAAAAAGCAAUUCUUGAAAGAGAUGCGCACGCACAGGAGUCCCGUGACCGUGAAACUCGAAUUCUAUCCUUGGUAAAUGAACUCGAGCAAAUGAAGGCAUCCAUUGACGAAACUGAAAGAGCUCGCCGCACGCUCCAGCUUGAGCUGGAUGAGUCGAUCUCAUCGAAAGAUGACGUUGGAAAGAGUGUGCACGAACUAGAAAAAGCAAAGCGUCUGCUAGAACAGACUGUCCAAGAGCAAAAAGCAACCAUCGAAGAACUGGAAGAUCAACUAGGAUUUGCUGAAGAUGCUAGGCUCCGACUUGAAGUUAAUAUCCAGGCCCUCCGUGCUGAACAAGAUCGCAAUCUUAGCGCGAAAGAUCAGGAAGCCGAGGAUAAGCGCAGAAGUCUGGUAAAGCAGUUGCGAGAAUGUGAACAAGAGCUGGAGAACGAGCGCCGGAGCAAAGCUGGAGCAAUCAGUCAAAAGAAGAAAAUGGAGGCUCAUAUUGCAGAGAUCGAACAGCAGCUGGAUGUGGCAAAUCGACUUAAGGAUGAAUAUAACAAACAACUCAAGAAGAAUCAGCAAAUGAUCAAAGAAUACCAGCAUGACAGUGAAGAAGCUCGUCAAAUGAAGGAAGAAAUUGCUUCACAGCUUAGAGAUAUAGAACGCAGAUUGAGGUCAGCGGAAGCGGAAAAUCAACGCUUGGCAGAAGCUAAUGAGCUGCUCACGUCCCAGAAGAGGCAACUCGAGCAAGAGAAAGAUGAGCUGGAAGAGCUUCGCGGCCGAGUAACGUCAUUCCGAAAUUUAGGGAGGGAGCUUCUCUUCCGAGGAGAAACGCCGAUUGGAACAAAAGUUAGCCCAACUGGAGGAAGAACUUGA